AUGAGUCAAGGCGAUCACGUGUGGAGCACGGACAUGUUGGAAGUCAGCGGCAGACGGGUAGGGGAGGUUGGCGACGGUCCGCUCAUUCCUCUCACCUACUGUGAUGAAGCUCAAUCUCGGCUGAACACGAUCAAUGUUCAUCAAGCUUUAAACAUCCUUGCCAGGUUCUGUGGAUUGCGCUGGUUGCUGAGUGAACAUCAGAAGGAGGCUGAUGGUCUGCCCCCAGCCGAAGAUGUUGAAAGAUGGGAGCUGCAUGGCUCGGACCUAGAUGAUCUGUCAGUUGAGCGGGAGAAGUCCUCGACCAAGCUUCCUCAUUCUUCCAGGAGCAAGUCUUCUGUAAGGGGGUCUCGUUUGCUGGGAAUGUCCCUAUGGGAGUUGCUUCUUCAUCUGCCAGGAUCAAGCGCCUCGUCAGCACGAACAAUAAGAAGAUCAAUGGCAUGCAGGAGGUCUGGGACAUUCUGCUCAGAAAUCACGACUCGUCUGCAAAGCCAUGAACAGUCAAGCACGGAGCUGACUCAAUGUUGCGAGUUUCGGCCAAGAGAGCUAAAGAGUCGUAUGCUCGAGCAAAAAGUCCUUAAGUUGCACGAACUGCCGAUCCAGAAGUUGGUGAUAGCUCCGCUGGUCAAGUUCGACACUCAUGUUGAAGCCACGGAGGCAUCCAAGCAUGAGAUUGUUGCUAAUGUGUACAAGCUGGGAUACUUGGAUUGCAGGAAUAGUGAUUCUCCUUGUUGCCCUCUCGAACAUGAAGACGGUAAGCAGCUCUAUCCUGACCUGCCCCUUGCUCAAAGUGAGCAGAGCAAUGUUGCGGGUGCAGAAGCAAUUGAAGAGCAGAUAGCAUAUGAAGCUGCAAUGGAGGAAGACAACUCCCAAGGUGGCGUAACUGAUAAGGUUAGGCCAGAUGCGAAGGAGCAGGCAGGUGAGGCCGUUGAGUAG
This is a messenger RNA of Prunus armeniaca (apricot), 933 nucleotides long. Lineage: Eukaryota; Viridiplantae; Streptophyta; Magnoliopsida; Rosales; Rosaceae. The record is from the annotation of a GenBank genome assembly.